AAGAGUUGAAUCAGAGGAACUGUGUGUGAGACGAAUAUAAGAAAAAUGUAACGAUGGCAUGCGAGAGGCAAACUACCAGAACCAGUUGAUCGGGCUCAAAAGACGACUGGUUAACUUUCAUGGUCUUACUUAUAUAGGCAUAGACUCGAUAACGUUUCGACAUGGUCGUUCCUGCGGACCAUGCACUUCAUGAGGCGAUUCAAGUAUCGUCGUUGAUACUUUCCGACGAUGUCAGACGACAAAAAGUCGAGAACUACAUGGCGGAGAUGCGAUUCUCCGCAGCGACUGCUAGGAAGAUACAGGAUGUUUUCAUUUCGGAAAUGAAUAAGGGAAUCCACCAGCAACCGUCCUCAUUGCAGAUGGAGAACACCUAUGUACCGGAACUACUCGAUGGAACAGAAGAAGGUCUUUACUUGGCACUCGAUCUCGGCGGCACCAACUUUCGUGUGCUACUGUUGGAAUUGGCCCAUGGUGCUCCCAUACGACAAGAGGUGCAGCGAUAUUACAUCGGGUCCGAAUUAAGAGUCGGCUCGGCAAUCCCCCUGUUUGACUAUUUGGCUGAGUGUGUCAGUGAUUUCGUCAUUUCUCAGGGUCUUCAGGACGUGGAGCUUCCUCUCGGCUUUACCUUCUCGUUCCCGAUGAUUCAACACUCGUUGGACGUCGGUAUUCUGGUGACAUGGACCAAAACUUUCAACUGCCCCGAUGCUGUAAACAAGGACGUUGUGAGGCUACUACGAGAGGCGUUGGAUCGACGGGGCGACACAAAGGUGAAGGUCGUAGCCGUUUUAAACGACACGACGGGUACCUUGGUACAAGCUUCAACUUUGGAUCAUAACACGGCGAUCGGACUUAUUCUGGGAACUGGUAGCAACGCCUGUUAUCUGGAACGGGCGGAUCGGGUCGAGCAUUGGGAACCGGAGAGACACGGCGAGAGAGAAGUUAUCAUUGAUAUUGAGUGGGGCGCCUUCGGUGAUAACGGCGUCUUGGACUUCAUCAAGACGGAUUUCGAUCGCGAGAACGACGCAAAUUCCCUUAUCGCGAAUUCAUUUACGUAAGUGAACAAACUCGUUGCAUUAUC
Molecule: messenger RNA, 1078 nt
Organism: Temnothorax curvispinosus
Lineage: Eukaryota; Metazoa; Arthropoda; Insecta; Hymenoptera; Formicidae
Product: hexokinase type 2-like
Exons: 6
Coding region: 162-1055 (297 amino acids)
Biological process (GO): glucose 6-phosphate metabolic process; glycolytic process; intracellular glucose homeostasis
Cellular component (GO): mitochondrion; cytosol
Molecular function (GO): mannokinase activity; D-glucose binding; fructokinase activity
Source: RefSeq, a predicted model, not a curated record